AUUACAGUACGGUACAUGCAUUACAUGUACGCCCUGUGGUUGGAGCAUGUCAAUGCUGGGGCUGAAAGCUUCAGCCGCCUUUUGUCGAAAUACGAGAGCGCAGGAAAGUUAUAAAUACCCUCGUGUUUUGCUCUUUUAACUUGCCAGGCUCCGCGAGAGAGAGGGACAGAACACUCACCGCUGAUCCGCCUACGUUUUUGGUUAACGGCGAGCUUUCGGCAGCCAAAUCUCGGGCACGUGGGCUUGGCAGUACCUGAAACGCAAGACAGUGGUGGCCGCCUGGAAGAGCACAAGAUGGCGCCGACUACCCUUCUUCCGGACGCCGGGAACAAGUUCGAGGACCUUUCUGGUGUUGAGAUCAAACCGGGCGAUAACCCUUUUGAUGCGCUCAUCAACGCAUGCGACGGCUCUCCGGCCAAAAUCCAGUCGUUGUACGCGAGGCAUCGCACGACAAGGAAUGCGCAGCAGCGAGAGAAGUUCCUGGCCUCGGAGUUCAGGGAGCUGAGUAUCGACCCCAUUUUGCUGCGGCUGGAGAAUCCGGAGAUUGAGCCUGGCUUCCAGGAUCCACGGCACUGUCUCGUCUUCUGGGCAAGACCGCCGGAUCACAUUGUGAAGUUGGCCUGCCAUGUGCAAACUCUUCUGCAGAAAUCGGCACCAAACCUCUGGCUCAUGCCUGCGCACCGCAUGCACUUGACAACUCUCGAGGUCGCUCACUCGAAGACAGCCGAGGAGAUUGCGAGCCUUGUGUCACGCAUACGUCCCGCGAUUCCUGCUCUGACGGGGCUGACGUUUGCCCGGCGCUCUCGGCUUGUGAAGCCGAUGCUUUCCUACGACUUGUCUGCCAUCGCCAUGUCCUUUCUGCCGGCCGCGGGCGAGGAGGUUCUAUCGCCGGCUCCUGCGGCGCCCCAUGCGGACGGUACUGAGGCCGACAACUACACGUAUCACCACCUUCGGCGGGACGUCUUCAACAUGGCGUCGGAAAACGUAGCCAUUGGGUCGCGAUACGUGGUUCCCAGCGCACACAUCACCCUGGGCCGCUACCUCACCCAGAAGGACCACGAAACGCCGGAAAUGCGAGAGCAUUGGAUCCGCACCAUUGAAGACAUCAAUGCGUGGCUUGAGAAGGAGGUGUGGGAUGUCCAGGAUGGCCAGUUCAUCGGAGAGUGGGUCGUUGGCCAGGAAAGGGGCCUUGACGCCCGUUGCGGCACUCUCUGGUAUGGCGGUGGGCGCACUAUCAUGACCGGCGAGGGGUUUUGAUAGAAAGACGCUUGAAAGCAGGAGAUGGAGGAAGAGUGAGGCGGAAUCCCGGAGGGGAGUUCGGACAGGGGAAGUAUUUAUCGGCACGGAGUAAGUUCCUCACCGUUGUUGAAGGAUGAUGGACUCGCGCAAGGUGCACUUUUCGUAUAUAGAAGGUACCGGGACGUUAGUAGACUCAGGCGUCGGCAUCUCCUGCCCUUUUAGAUUUCAUGUUCGUACAUGGCCAGUGUAGACCAGAAAUGGGGGAUCAGCUGUUCCAAGGUUGCUUGUUGCUGUAAUUUCUAGAGACAUGCUUUUGGGAGUUGGGACAGUAAACUUCAGAACCCGGGGACAGUAUUUGAAUCAAAUCCAGUUAGCGCCCCCGGAAAUGAUGUAUGCUGCGCAUCGCACCCACACAUCGCACUUCAACAUGACACUCAAUUACCGUAUAUUCUAUUGCCAUUCGGAUACUUCAAUUGACGAUUGAAUGCCG
Messenger RNA from Chaetomium strumarium, 1729 nucleotides. RefSeq names its product RNA ligase/cyclic nucleotide phosphodiesterase. Bases 295 to 1257 code for a protein of 320 amino acids. The record is from RefSeq and is a predicted model, not a curated record. The transcript is spliced from 3 exons. NCBI's taxonomy places the organism in Eukaryota, Fungi, Ascomycota, Sordariomycetes, Sordariales, Chaetomiaceae.